GCGCUGUGUGCGGCGCUACAGAGACUUGGCCUACAACAUUCUUGAGGUUUGGACUCCCCAGGAGACAAAGCUCUGGGGGUGGAAGUUCACCUUUUACUCCGUACAUUUACCCUGGUAUUGGUAGCCCGGGACAUCCGGGCGACUUGACAGCUUCUGCCCAACACUUUUCCGGCGAAGGUCUUUGUGGACAUCCUCUGCAUGCUUCCAUAUACCCCAAUUCGCUGACGAGCCAUGUCGUCGAAGGCGAUUGACAACCAGGGUCCAACCAUCCUGGCGGUGUGCUGGAUCCUGGUCUUAAUCCCGGCACUUAUUGUCGCCCUCCGAAUGUAUUGCAAGGUGAUGUUGAAUAGAGGAUUCGGAUGGGAUGAUAUGGUGAUCUGUCUGGCUCUGGUGCUGCUCCUUGUCUACACGGCGCUCACCACCCGAGGCGUCCAGAUGGGCGUAAUCGGUAAACAUGUUGGCGAUAUUGACGACCCCAGUAAAACGCCUGGAGCGCUAAAGUUGAUCUAUAUUGGCAUGAUUAUUUGUAUCAUCAGCUGUGUGCUCAGCAAGACGUCCUUCGCCAUCACCCUAUUGCGCAUUGUGACAAGUACCUGGCAGAAGGCGAUCCUGUGGUUCAUCAUCAUCUCUAUGAAUAUCAUCAUGUGGCUAUGUGCCAUUUGCUACCUGCUGCAGUGCAAGCCCGCGGCGGCACUCUGGGAUGCCGAGCUUAUGCCGACGGCGGACUGCUGGCCCAGCUAUAUCUUUCAGACGAUAGCUCUUACUGCCGGGGGCGGUUCGCUGACAUGUUUCUUAGCCUAUUCCGGAUGUAUGGAUUUCAUAUUGGCCUUACUGCCAUGGUUGGUGAUUUGGAAGCUCCAGAUGAGGCGACGCGAGAAGCUAGGCAUCGCAAUUGCGAUGAGCUUGGGUAUCUUUGCGGCAGCGACGGCCUUCAUCAAAACCACGAAGCUAACCAACGUGUCAAACGUCGCCGACUAUACAUAUGCAUGUUCGGAGAUUCUCAUCUGGGCAUCGGCUGAAACAGGUCUGACCAUUUUUGCCGCCUCGAUUCCUUCCCUCCGGGUGCUGUUUGUCCGGAUCAGUUCCUCCUACAAUCACAGUGACGAGCCAUCUUCCUAUGCCUACAGCAGCUCCGCAAAGAGAAGCCGGAAUCGCCGGGGCCUGGCUGGGUCUCGCCAGCGAGAUCCUUACUACAGUGGGGAGACUAUCAUCCUUCCCGACCGACGAGACGACAACAGUGCUAAAAGUAUACUUGGGAGCUCCGGGAUUAAGCAGACGCAAGAGGUCAUCGUAACAUACGACCAGGGCCCAGAGGAGAACGAACAGGUGGCAGAUAGGCUGGAUGUUUUGCGCUCAGAGUCACACCGUUAGGACGGCUGUCUAUGUAUUAUAUUGCGAUUGGCAAGCGUGUGCACUACCCUGGGUGUUAUGACUAUGGUCAGACAAAAUAAGAUGAUAUCAAUCGCCAAUAGAAGCCCAACCAGGGACGAGUUCUCCUGGCCAACUGAAAUGAAAGCUUGACCACGCAUUUGACACCGAUCGCUCCCCACGAUCAACCGUAUCGCCAAAACCAGCCAGGGAAUCAGUGAUGACUUUGGUUCUUUUGGGGAAAUUUGCGCCUGAUCUCCUCCUCAGUGAAUCGGCGAGUCUUAGUGCGCAGCAUUUCCGCAAUUUCGCUCUGCUCCAUCCCGAUCUGAUCUCCCAAUGGAACCAAACACU
Molecule: messenger RNA, 1719 nt
Organism: Aspergillus pseudonomiae
Lineage: Eukaryota; Fungi; Ascomycota; Eurotiomycetes; Eurotiales; Aspergillaceae
Exons: 5
Coding region: 232-1371 (379 amino acids)
Source: RefSeq, a predicted model, not a curated record